GGUUAUUAGUAUUUUAAGUUUCGGAGCGACUCAUGUGAGUGCUGUGAGAAUCGCGCUGUGAACGAUAAGAAUUUUGAUAUUUUUUUUCUCUUCGACAUCAUUUUAUUGAAAUAUUUCAAGCAAUUCAUUUGAUGUAAUUAACGAAGUUAUUGGCAACAGCAACAUAAGAUAAUAAUGACAUUUUUUGGGAUUACUGUGACAUUGAUUGUCUUGCCGCUAAUUUCAGCCGCGAGAAUUCAACUCAUAGAUAUUACACCGGAGGAAGCCCAAAGACUCAUCACGCAACAGAGCUUGGACCUGAGAUAUGCAAAAAAGCUCGAUGAAGGUUCGGCGGUCGGACGAAGUUAUAAUGGAAAAAUAAUUGAUAGCGAUGGAGAAUUUACAGAAGAAACGUACGAAGCAAACCAAUUUCAUGGCCAGGAUGGAUUGGGACGAGCUAUUUUUGGAUAUACCGACAACAAUCAAGCACGACUUGAAGCAAGAAAUGCUAAUGGGGAAGUGCGAGGUCAAUAUCAAUAUAUUGAUGCGUGGGGUAAUGACAUUCAAGUACAAUAUUGGGUAGACAGUUUGGGCUUUCAUCAAACUGAUAAUCAUCCUCAAUAUGAUUUACAACCCGUCACUGAGACACCGGAAGUGAAACAAGCUCGAGAAGAACAUGAAAGGUUAUGGAAAGCAGCAGCAAGACUUAAUGGAAUUGAUCCGGAUGCAAAUGGUUUCUACAAUUCACAUGCUGAUAAAUUGGAUAGCGAUGAGAAUGGUGAAUUGGAUGGGCAAGUGUCAAAUCAACAUCAAAGUUUGGCACGUUAUCCAAUUCUCCCUUAUUCGAAGCAUAUCGGACCGAACAAUGCGAAAUUCUUUGGGAAGGUUGAUGGAGAUUCUGUGAUUGUGGAAUCAUCAUCCAACAAUAAUGAAAAUCGUGUGAGAUUUGCACGACAACAACAAGAUCAAAUUGAAGAAGUGACAAGUGAACCGAGAGGUUUCUUUUAUAGUUUUGAUUAUCCUGUGCCAUAUAUCGUUGAAAGAAAUUCCAAAUUAAGACGUGGAGAACAAGAAGCUCAAGGAAGUGAAAGAAUUUCUUCUCUCAUUGACUUCCGUGCAUUCGAAGAUAAUAAAAUUGAAGCAUCAAAGACUGAAGUUCAAGCGGAAUUAAGAACGGAACGACCAAAUGUGACUCAAAGGAUUCAAGAACCUGUUUUGCCACUUGAAGUUCAUGAUACUCAAACAAGUCCAAAGCAACAAGUUUCAGAAGCAUCCGAAAGUAUCAAGUUAAAUAAAGUGCCAUCAAUAGAAGAAGUUCGUGGAGAAAUUUCAAGCCCCAAACCUGUAGCAAGUCGCAGUCGUGGAUCGGUUAAGUUCAGUAGAAAAUCUUAAUUCAAACAUUACAUUUUCAAGCUUUUAUUUCAUUUCCAAUAAAAAAGAGUUCAAAACAUAAGAAGAUUAAAUAAAUCCAACAAGUUAUAAAAAA
This is a messenger RNA of Clunio marinus, 1465 nucleotides long. The record is from the annotation of a GenBank genome assembly. NCBI's taxonomy places the organism in Eukaryota, Metazoa, Arthropoda, Insecta, Diptera, Chironomidae.